This is a messenger RNA of Pollicipes pollicipes, 4655 nucleotides long. Its product is annotated as elongation of very long chain fatty acids protein 6. Bases 102 to 947 code for a protein of 281 amino acids. Gene Ontology annotation, cellular component: endoplasmic reticulum membrane. The transcript has 4 exons. Gene Ontology annotation, molecular function: fatty acid elongase activity. Gene Ontology annotation, biological process: sphingolipid biosynthetic process; fatty acid elongation, saturated fatty acid; fatty acid elongation, monounsaturated fatty acid. The record is from RefSeq and is a predicted model, not a curated record. Lineage: Eukaryota; Metazoa; Arthropoda; Thecostraca; Pollicipedomorpha; Pollicipedidae.
GGCAGGGCGUGGGGAUAGUUGGGGGCGGUACCUCGACUUCGAGCCGGUGUCUCCAGAUUGCCUGUGUUUCUGCAGCUGUUGGCGAUCCGACGCCGGCAACCAUGGAUGCAGUCUCGAUGACCGUGCCGAACUACACGUAUGUGUUCAAGUUCGAAGAGGACUUCGCUGCGGUUGAACGACGGCAGUGGAUGGAGGACAACUGGCACAUGUCGUUUUAUUACAUAGGCAUAUACAUGGUACUGGUGUUCGGCGGACAGCACUACAUGCAGUCGCGCCCCCGCUUCGAGCUACGCAACACGCUGGCGCUGUGGAACUUCUUCCUGGCCGUGUUCAGCAUUAUCGGCACCAUGAGGACCGUGCCAGAGCUGUUAUUUGUGCUGAAGAAAUUUGGAUUUCACCACUCCUGCUGCAUUGCUGGUCACAGUUAUGUUCCCAACAACUCAGUGUCUGCCCUCUGGUGCUACCUGUUCACCAUGUCAAAGGUUCCUGAGCUGGCUGACACAGUGUUCAUUGUGCUGCGGAAGCAGCCUCUGAUCUUCCUGCACUGGUACCACCAUGUCACCGUCCUCAUCUUUGCCUGGUUCAGUUUCUCGGACUUCAUCGUGACGGCCCGCUGGUUCGUCAGCAUGAACUACUUCGUCCACUCGAUGAUGUACAGCUACUACGCCUUCAAGGCGCUCCGGUACCGCGUGCCAAGGUGGAUCUCGGUCGUCAUCACUGCCUCGCAGCUGGCGCAGAUGGUGGUCGGCUGUCUGGUCAAUCUCUGGGCCUACCACGUCAAGUCCAACGGAGGCGAGUGCGAGGUCUCGGAUCUCAACAUCAAGCUCUCGCUCAUGAUGUACUUCAGCUACUUCGUCCUCUUCGCACACUUCUUCAACAAGGCCUAUCUCAGCAAGAAGAAGCCGGGGCGAGCUGCUGCCAGCGGCACCGCCAAAAAGCUGGAGUGAUGCUGGUGACCGCUAGGCGGCGAUAGCAGCCGAGGGAUAGAUUUCAAGGUCUCCUGAUGGCCGAACCGUUUAAGUUUCCUUUUGAGUCUCGAAAAACUUCGGACGUUGUCAUGAGAAAUGCGACGUUUUGUUUGCAUAGGUAGACGUUAAUCAUGUUAUGAUACUUGCUCAAAUGAUUUUGGAUGGUUGUGUCCUGUUUUCAUGCAUGAAAUCUAGCAUGCUUGGGUUGGCGGUAUGUCUAGUUAACAUUAUUGUUAAUUCACACUUCAAGUUUAGCUUUUAAAGUUGCGUUGCUUCGAAAUGUGGUAAGAUUUAAGCUUUUAUUUUGUUAGCUUUCCCAUACUCAGACAAGGCACGAGCAGCGGGACCCACACAUUCCUUUUCACAGCUUGCACUGCAUCUAUUCCUAGUGAAAUAAUUUUGUGUUAUCGACCCUGAGAGGUGAUUUUGUCCGUGUGAUUUUGCCCGCGCAGCAACGUUCCAUGCUGCGUUGUCCCAUGCGUGAUAAAAGUCUGUAAACCUCUUCCAGUUGUCAUCAACUAGCACAAUUACGGUUGUCAUCAACUAGCACAAUUACGGUUGUCAUCAACUAGCACAAUUACGGUUGUCAUCAACUAGCACAAUUACGGUUGUCAUCAACUGGCACAAUUACGGACGCGGUAGCUACCAUCGUGGACCCGUUGUCCUAGUCUAGCCGGAUCAUACCGCUCAGGUGUGACCGCCAUCCGCGGCUGGACAUCACGCGUACAUUGACCCCUCCACUUCUCUCCCCUCCGCUCCCUCGAGGGUGGGCUGUGCGCACCCGGGUCCGCAGGUGGACUGAUGGGCCCGUCAAUGUAUGUGUGACUUGGGUGGGAGGAAAUGGGCCUCUUAUGAGCCGAACCUGGCCUCCGGUGAGCCGCACCGUGCUCCUGGUGAGGCGAACCGGGCCUCUGGUGUGCCGAACCGUGCUCCUGGUGACGCGAACCGGGCCUCUAGUGUGCCGAACCGGGCCUCUGGUAAGUCGAACCGGGCCUCUGGUGUGCCGAACCGGGCCUCUGGUGAGUCGAACCGGGCCUCUGGUGAGCGUUCUGGGAAGCAUGCGGAGCUGAGGCGUCUUGGAAUGGACUCGAGGCAGGACCAAUACCAGGCCCCAGACAGGUCAAGUGUGUAGCCACUCUAUUACACACAUUGGAGUAUCUCGCGCACACAGUAUCUGCGAUUUGCGAUACGCUCUACUUGUACAUAUGUUGGUUUGCCGCGUGUGCUCUGGUUCGGCCUAGCCAGGACCGGCAUCAAGGUCUGGCGUAGUGCAGACCAUUCCUGGCCGGCCCGCGGUACCUCAGAUGGCUAUUUUGUAGCUGUUUGACAAAUGACAGCUCUCGGCUGUCAAAAUGACAGCUGAGAGCUGUCAUUUCCUGUUGUGUGUAUGCUCCCCGUCAUUUCCCUUACAACUGCGCGAGACUUUCCAAGGCGGUCGUCCGUCGCGGAACUGGCUGGGCUGGUGUCCAUUCCAUUAAUUCCGGGUCCAUUUCACCCAUUUUAUUUCAUUCAUUCCUUCAUUUUGAAAUCUACGUGUAAGAAUGAUUCGUGUGUUUUGAAGUGGAUGGUCAUCGUCUAGCUACCCUGUCAUCCUGAUCAAAGACGCCGCAUUAGGUGCCACACGACGCCUCUGGCAUCGCGCCAAAGGCUUUCCGGUUUCGUGUGUGGUCGGGGCGAGGCCUAGCGACCGCCGGCAGCACUGACGCCGUUGGUAUCACCAACAGGUGGCAGUAGUGUCGACACGCCGCUGUUGGCCUGCGGCCCGGCGCCAUGGUGUCGUAGGUCUCGAGAGAGGAGGGGGAGGGGUGGGGUCGGCCGUGGGCUCGGACCACAGGUACGGGGACCGCGGCAGAGGUUCCGAUAGUGACGUCACUUCACUAGCGUGCUGUGAAGCUAUCCCAGAACUGCCUGGGCUUGGACUGCCAUGACAUCAAGCUGUCGCCUGUAGACGAUGCAAUAUUCCGGACAAUUAAGCUGCGUUUAGCGCUUACAUUAGAUUUCUUUACAGAGGCUCGCGUAGUCUCGGGUGUGCGUGAAGUCUGCGUGGUAUAGAUUCUUACUUAAAACUUGUAAGACUUUAUAUAGAUGUCACCCUAUUGUGUACAGUUAUGGCUGCUUGCAGCAUGACAGAAUGUCCAUCUGCAUGGCGAUAAAUGGUUCGCUGCUCCCUUUUCAGCUGAGUGAGACCAAGCUUUUCAGGGUGGAUUCUGCUAAACGCAGAUUGCUGUACGCGGCCGAGGUCGUGAGGCAGGUUUCAGUGCUGACGUGGGCGGGUUACUGUCGCUGCUUGUCAAACUCGCCUGGACCUGGACCAUAGAAAGGGAUGCGGGACUUUCCGUCCCUGGCGCUCGCGCCCUCCCUCGUCUUGCCUGCCUCGGCAUCCUUUCGAUCCCCGCCGCGGGCCGGGCACGGCCCGGCGCCGCCCCGACUCUCCACGCGCUGACCGAACACCCGUAGGCGCCUGCACUCACCGUGGUGGCCUGCACCGCCGGCUCGCAGGCCCAGCGGAGGGCUGGCACAUUGCCGCUCCGUUCAGCUUCUGGUGUGCGAGCGCCACUGUGCGGGACCGAAAUUAUCCUACAUUGGUAAAUGCAAUUGAUCAGUUAGACUGCUGAAUUCAUAUGACAGUAAUUUUAAAUGUCAAACCUCAGCGAAAGGACUGAACUCCGCCGAAUUAUGUUUUACGCUCAUUUCUUUUUUCUGCGCCGCCAAAUUGCUAUCUCAAGUACUGUCGGCCUGUGCCGUGCCUGUUUGGUACCUGUCCUGAUGUGUCCAAUGUUCCGCACACGUCCGUCAGAGCGAAGGCAUUGAAUCAUGUUGUACAGUAGUGUUAAGUUUCUGUAUUCGUCUGUGGCGGGGUUCCCCCGUGGUCCUCCCGACCGCCAUGCGCUGGUGUUCAGCUCCCUUAGCCACCUGGCGACUGUUUAUGGUACUUGCGCUUUUCCAGUGUACGCGCAGAUGUCGACGCUGGUGAGAGCCCAGCAGGGCCCGUCGGUUUCUUGGAGCGACUGCGCCAGUCAAUAUAUUUUCUGCAGCUCCUGGCAGAAUGGGCAGAGUCAUAAGCCACUUUUAUCGAUUUUCCUCGUUCUCUUCAUGUGUGAGAUUGUCCCCGACUUGCAGGGUUUUAUCCAUUUUCCCCUUUGAUCGCGCGUGAUAUUGCCCCCGGCUGGUCCGGCUGGCAGCGCGCGAGGGAUAGCCGUGCUGCUGCGGCGGCGGUCUGUCAUGUGGAGACAGCGUGUGCUCGAAGUCAGGAAGCGGUUUCGCUCCAUCUGUUGCUUUUGCGAGCCGCUGGGUGCGCCCUCAUCGCAAUGGAAGUGCUCCAGACCCGCGCCUAGCUACCCGCGGAGCGUGGACGGCGCCGUUAACAAUGACACAGUGGUGGAACUUUCGGAACCUGUGCGGCAAACCUGUUUCACGUGCGCAUGCCCGUUCUUUCGGCGCCGCGUUUUCCCGCGAUGUUAAUGUGACUCUCGAUCUGGCCGGUGGUGUGACCUCCCAUCGGCCUGCCGUUGGGGUCGCCUGGUGUCGCUUCCGCUGCCGCGGGCUCCCGGUCUGCGACGGUCGACGACCGCAAGCUAACGCUGGUCGGUCGCCUGUUCGAGGCGGGUGCGCGCGUGCCAUUUGUUUUGUGUUCGUCGCCUUCGGUUCCAGCGCAUGUGUGGUCCACAAUAAACGGUUCGUUCAGUU